Styela clava is the source of this 3463-nucleotide messenger RNA. RefSeq names its product maternal embryonic leucine zipper kinase-like. Gene Ontology annotation, molecular function: protein serine/threonine kinase activity; ATP binding. Lineage: Eukaryota; Metazoa; Chordata; Ascidiacea; Stolidobranchia; Styelidae. Gene Ontology annotation, biological process: protein phosphorylation; intracellular signal transduction. Gene Ontology annotation, cellular component: cytoplasm. The record is from RefSeq and is a predicted model, not a curated record.
ACGUUUAUUAAAUGAGAAAUCUAGAGUUUUACUUUCUUGAUCUGGCACCUACCCAUUAUAGAGCGGGAGGUUCAAAUUAAUCGACCAGACGUUUGUUUUGGUUUCUCUACCUGGAAUUGGAUUAUUUUCGUGUUGGCAUCUGCCUGCCUUAGCGCACUGCUUGGAUCUUAGGACCGACUCAUCAGCAGUCAGUCAAUACUGGAAUUUUUUGAAGUAAUAUUGUUGUCUAGAGGAAAUAAUCCGCCAUGGGCGGCUUGGAUUGCGUGGAAAUAUCUCAAUACUACGAUGUCAGAGAAACCAUUGGGUCAGGCGGAUUUGCCAAAGUGAAGCGCGCAAUUCACCAGCCCACUGGAGAAACUGUGGCAAUAAAAAUAAUGGAUAAAGCUGCUCUUGGGGCAGAUUUACCAAGAGUAAAAACAGAAAUACAAGCAAUGAAAUGCCUUCAUCACCAACAUAUAUGCAGACUAUAUCAAGUUGUUGAAACUUCUAAAAAAAUAUUUAUGAUAUUAGAGCAUUGCAAUGGUGGAGAAUUAUUUGAUUAUAUUGUACAAAAAGAUCGUUUAACGGAAUCUGAAUCCAGAGUUUUCUUUCGUCAAAUUGUUUCUGCUGUAGCAUAUAUGCACCAUAUUGGUUAUGCACAUAGAGAUUUGAAACCAGAAAAUUUAUUAAUUGACGAGGAUCAGAAUCUGAAGUUGAUAGAUUUUGGUCUUUGUGCAAAACCAAAAGGAGGAAUGGAAAAUAAUUUAUUUACCUGUUGUGGAAGUCCAGCCUAUGCAGCUCCUGAAUUAAUUGCUGGAAAAUCUUAUAUUGGAAGUGAAGCAGAUAUCUGGAGCAUGGGUGUUUUAUUAUAUGCUCUUUUAAAUGGGUUUCUACCAUUCGAUGAUGAUAAUAUAGGAAUGCUGUACAGGAAAAUCAAAGAAGGAAAGUAUGACACACCAGAAUGGUUGAGUAAAGAAAGUAUUGAAUUGUUAGGACAAUUAUUACAACAUGAUCCCAAGAAUCGAGUACAAGUUAACAAGCUUCUAAAACACACAUGGAUUUUGAAAGAAGUUGGAGUACCUGUUGAAUGGCAAACAAAAUAUCAGUUGUCAAACUUGGAUGAUGAUGUCAUUACAGAAUUGUCUGUUCAUCAGAAAACUUCAAGAGAAACAAUGAAAGAGUUAGUAUCACAGUGGAAAUAUGAUUCCUUGUCUGCAACAUAUCUUUUACUUUUACGAAAAAAAGCGAAGGGAAAACCAGUUCGUUUACUCACACCAAUCAACAAUAAUUUCCAGAAGCCGUUGGAUUUAAAGCAUCCAUCUACUCCCAAAUCGAGCAAAGCGAGACGGCCACUUGGACUAAAUCAAAGCGAAAAUGAAGCUCAGAAUGAUUUCAUGUUCCAACCUCCUCCAUCCGAACCUAUAUCUCGUAAAUCAUACUACAAGUCAUAUAAUGAUGAUGAUUUGUCUGAUAUGGAUGGAAUAUGGAGUUCAUCAGAUAGCUUGGAUACUGAUGGAGUUAUUCAAGGUAGAGGUGCUCCUGGAAGCCAAUCAGUUCGUGUCAAACAAGUUUCAAAUGGAAAAGAAUCCAAAAAUAAAAAAUCUUCAAAUAUCAAUCACAGGAGAACCAAGUCAGUAGAAGACAGCCUAAAAGAGAAUUUCAUUACUCCUGAUAUUCCAAAAAGAUUGACAGACGCUGUUAGCAAAGACAGACCACAUUCUGUUUUUGUGGGCUCAGACAAUGCAAUUUUCACUUCUCCAUACAAACCUACAACUCCGUCUAAUCAACGAAGGAGACCAAGACGAUCAAAAACACCUCCCGUCAUACAGAGAAGUCCACAUAAAUGGCAGAAAGAAAACUAUCGGAAGUCUAUGGAUAUUGAGCUACUCGAAGAUUCUCAGAAUCCAUUAAGCCCUGAGAGAAAAUGCAAAUCAAUGGACCAUGAUCUAAAUAAUGUUCAUUUUGAGCCACUUACUCCGAGUAAAAGAAAAAAUAAAAUGUUUGGCAGUUUUGAACGAGGACUAGACAGGGUGAAAAUGAUCUUAACGCCAAAUCGUAAACGUUCCAACUCAAUCACAGGACCACGUAAAGUCAAGGCUCUCUACAAUGUUUCCAAUAUAACAAAAUGCGACCCAGCUGAUUUAUUGAGAGAAUUAAGAAGAGUUGUUCCUACUAAACAUCUUUUAUACAAAGAGAAUGGGUAUGUUCUCCGUUGCCAAUCAAAAGAUGACUUUGGAAAAGUAUUGCUCGAUUUUGAAUUGGAGGUUUGCUAUUUAGCCGGCAAAGGUAAAUCGUCGAUUGUAACCACCAAAUCAUCAACAGAUUUGUGUGGAGUUCGUAGAAAAAGAAUAAAAGGAGAUGCUUUCGUGUAUAAGAGGAUAUGUGACGGAAUAUUGCAAGCUGUCAAUGUAUGAAGAUUCAUUUAGUACAAACUUAACUUCGCUAAUGCUUUUAGAAUAUACCGUUAUACGAUGGUGGCCAAAAUCGAUGAUCUGGUAAUAAUAUUUCUAAUUUUAAAUUUUUGAAUAUAUUAUUCACUUGAAUCACUUUCAACAAACAAAAUUGGCCCAAAUCAUAUUGUACCCAUAGAGAUUGAUCAUUGUAAUUUAAGUUCGAAUAAAUUUUGUUUCGAUUCGGUAAGUGAGAUAGGCCUUGAUUAUCAGACGUCAAUUGCGCAGAAUCCUAUUUUUUUGCGAUGAAGAUAAUCAAAAAAACAUAAUUUUAGAGUAUGUCAAGUAUAAUUUAUUUGAUUACAUGUGGUUCAUUUUGGAAAUGCCUGCUUGUGUGCUUGUACUGUUUGUGUUUAUGGUGGUCAGAUAUUAAUUUCUUUAAAAUUAUGAUGGAAAAAGAUGGGACGAGAAUACAGUACAAUUAUGUUCAUACAUUUUCUGUACUUUCUGUAAAUGUGCUGUUAACUUUUUUCUAUUUCUAUUUUUGAUGACUGAUACUCAUUUCAACUAAUGCCCAAAAUACAUUAUCAAACUUUGACAAUAUAGUUUCAGUUUUGUAUUUCUUAUUAUAAUAAAUAUUACUGCCAUAUUCAUUCAUUGUGACUUUAUAAAAAUAAAUACUGUAUAAAUUAGAUAUUUCACUCUUAUGCGUAUGCUUUUGUUAUAAUCCCUUCUAUUAUAAUUAUCGUGGGAUUUCCUAUUAUCCUUAUCACUAUGGUGUUUCAUCCCACAAACACAUUUUAUAAGCUGUCCCGAUUGAAUAUGAGAAAGAUAAUUGUGAAAUUUCCUGUAAACAGUUUUGGGAAUAUUUAAGUCUUUAGACAUCAUUUUCUCUCCUUUUUUUUUGUCUAUAUUAAAGUUUUUCCCUCAAAGUUUGUGAUAAACAAAUAAAUGUCAAUUUGCUUCUGGCAUCAUGAGUCACAAUCGAUGUUGUUUGACGGCCCUAAAGCCGGAACUAACUUCACGCUUGCUUUCAUUUUGUGCUAUUUUUUUUUUUGAUGAAACUUUGAAUAAAUUUCUGUAAUCAACAUACA